Schistosoma rodhaini is the source of this 1081-nucleotide messenger RNA. NCBI's taxonomy places the organism in Eukaryota, Metazoa, Platyhelminthes, Trematoda, Strigeidida, Schistosomatidae. The record is from the annotation of a GenBank genome assembly.
GUAAAAUACAAAACGUUAAAAAGACUGGUUACUGACACUAAGGACUUAUUAAAAGAAGAUAAUUCUUGAAAAUUAACGUUGUUUUCUUUUUUGAAUUAUUUACCAUGUUCGUUGCAAAAAGUCAUACGUUACUUUUCACUGUAAACUUUAUUGCAGCAUUUAUUUGCAUAUUAAUAAUAUCUGGAGCUGGAUUGUUUAUGUUGUCAGAAGAAGCUAAUUUUAUGAUAUUGCGUAAAACAGUAAAAUUAUUUGAAAAACAUGUUGUUCCAUUAAGUCGAAAUUAUGGUAAUGGUGUGGGACAGUUGAUUAUGAAAAUUACACAGAAUCUAAGUAUUGCAGUGUUUACAUUCAGUAUAAGUAAUUUACUAGUUUGUAUUAUUGGAUUGAUUGCUAUAUGGAAUCAAAAAUCUACUUUAUUAAGGAUGUAUCAAAUAAUACUAGGAUUCCUUCUUCUUGGACAUUUAUUGCUGACCGUUGGAUACUAUUUCAGUGAACAAACUACUGAAGAUCAUCUAAAAGAUUAUAUUAAAGGUUUAAUGACAGAAUAUGUAUCAUUGAGAAGUGGAACUCCAGCAAGCUUAUUUACUGCCAGUGUAAUGGUUAUGUUAAAUUGUUGUGGAACCACAUAUAGUCAGUCUGGUCGGAUAUAUCCAAAGUUUAAUCCAAUUGAUGCUUACGAUAACAUAAUUUAUAAAGGAAUAAAUCAACCUAUACCAUGUUGUAGAAUGAAUGAUCAAUUAGAAAUAAUCAACACUACAUGUCCAUAUGAAUAUACAAUAUACAAUAGUAAUAUUGGAAUUAGUUGUGAUAAACCAUUUGCAGAAGAAAUCUCAUUUUAUUUGAAUAUAAUGGUAUUUGCAAGUAUUUCAGUUUUAUUAAUUAAUGUAUUAAUGUUAUGUAUUGGAGUAAAGGCAAUUAAAGACUUCAAUCCUAUAAAAAUGUAAGAGAUCAUUGUACCAUUUUCUACUUUUGAUGCAUCAAUGGUUUCAUUCUAGCGAGAAAUAUAAUGGAACAAUGUAUGUUAAAGUGACCCAACUACUGAGAACCAUAUUUUCUUCGUAAUAAAAUAUUUGAAUUCGUG